CUCUCCUUUGCAGCACCUGCUACUGAUCUUGACCAUGAAGGCUGUGCUGCUUGCCCUGUUGAUGGCAGGCUUGGCCCUGCAGCCAGGCACUGCCCUGCUGUGCUACUCCUGCAAGGCCCAGGUGAGCAACGAGGACUGCCUGCAGGUAGAGAACUGCACCCAGCCGGAGGAGCAGUGCUGGACCGAGCGCAUCCGCGCAGUUGGCCUCCUGACCGUCAUCAGCAAAGGCUGCAGCUUGAACUGCGUGGAUGACUCACAGGACUACUACGUGGGCAAGAAGAACAUCACGUGCUGUGACACCGACUUGUGCAACGCCAGCGGGGCCCGUGCCCUGCAGCCGGCUGCCGCCAUCCUUGCACUGCUCCCUGCACUUGGCCUGCUGCUCUGGGGCCCGGGCCAGCUGUAGGCUCUGGGGGGCCCCGCUGCAGCCCACACUGGGUGUGGUGCCCCAGGCCCCUGUGCCACUCCUCACACACCUGGCCCAGUGGGAGCCUGUCCUGGUUCCUGAGGCACAUCCUAACACAGGUGUGACCAUGUACCUCUGUGCCCCUGUCCCCGCCCUGACCCUCCCAUGGCCCUCCCACCCGGGAGAUCCCACCCGGCAGAUCCAGGACUCCCACCCGGGAGAUCCCACCCCGCAGAUCCAGGACUCCCACCCGGGAGAUCCCACCCGGCAGAUCCAGGACUCCCACCCGGGAGAUCCCACCCGGCAGAUCCAGGACUCCCACCCGGGAGAUCCCACCUGGCAGAUCCAGGAAUCCCACCCGGGAGAUCCCACCCGGCAGAUCCAGGAAUCCCACCCGGCAGAUCGG
Pongo pygmaeus (Bornean orangutan) is the source of this 812-nucleotide messenger RNA. It is a transcript of the gene PSCA, whose product is annotated as prostate stem cell antigen. The transcript is spliced from 4 exons. Bases 35 to 406 code for a protein of 123 amino acids. NCBI's taxonomy places the organism in Eukaryota, Metazoa, Chordata, Mammalia, Primates, Hominidae. The record is from RefSeq and is a predicted model, not a curated record. Gene Ontology annotation, cellular component: plasma membrane.